UACUAUAAGUAAUUUAUGCGUAGGCGAGAGUAAAUUAAAAAAGCUCGAAUGCUUGUGUUGCGGUUUACACUUAUACUCUGCACGGUCAGCGGAUGCUGGCAACCGCUUUCAUGGACAUCGUUAUCGAAACAUAUAAUAUAUGACAGUUAUAGAAUAUUGCUAAUUUGCUUAAUAAGUGCAUUUACAAUAUCACAAGUUAUGAACAUUGCAUUUAACAUUGACAACUUCAGUGAAAUAAGUGAUAAUAUAUAUAUGACGUUAACGGUAUUUAUCGCAACUUACAAAUUAGUUACUAUGUGGAUAACUAAAAGACACGUCAGAAUGAUAAUAAAUAUUCUUACGGAGGAGCCUUUUAAACCGUCGGAAUCAUGCGAAGUAAUGAUUCGACAAAAAUAUGAUAAAAUAAUAAAGAAAUACGCGUCCUGGUAUUAUGGCCUCGUCCAGAUAACAGUCAUAUGCAUAAUUUUAAAUGCCGUCAUUAUGGAUUUCAUGAAUGGAAACUUGACAUACAAGGCAUGGGUGCCAUUUGAAUAUAAGUCAUCCAUUAUAUUUUACUUCGUAUUCACUCACCAAAUGAUAGGUAUGUCAAUUACUGCGGCUGUAAAUGUUGCCUGUGACAAUCUGGUAUCUGGACUCCUGCAGGAGAUUUGCUGUCAACUUGAGAUCCUGGAAUACCGACUAACGAAAAUUUUACAUGAUCAACAUUUCCUUCGUGAUUGUGUACGUCACCACGACCGUAUAUAUGAAUACGCGUAUAUGGUAAAUCGGAGGUUUGCGAAGAUAAUCGCUCUCCAGUUUGCAGUAAGCAUGCUAGUGGUGUGUGCUAAUUUAUACAAAUUAGCUUCUAUUCCUACUCUGAUGCUCAAUGGCGGUCUCGUUACACUGAUACUGUAUACAGCUUGCAUGUUAUCACAGAUUUUUCUCUAUUGCUGGUUUGGAAAUGAACUCAAAUUAAAAAGUACUGGAGUAGCAAACAGCAUAUACAAUAUGGAAUGGCACAUCCUUGAUAACAAGAGCAAAAGAGAUCUCCUGUUAAUCAUGAAACGCUCGAUGAUUCCUAUUGAAUUUACUAGCGCAGUUAUCAUCACAAUGAAUCUUGAAUCGUUUGUAUCUUUACUUAAAGCAUCAUAUUCAGCUUAUAAUUUAUUGAAACGCUCACACAGACAAGUAGUGCAAAUUAAACAUAAAGUCUUUGUAAGUGCACUAUACAUACAUAUAAAAGCUCAAAUGAACCUGAUGAAAUUUACACUCAUGAUCUGCGCGCUCGCUGGAUGCUGGCAGCCGCUCAUGUGGACAUCGCUGUUUAAACAUAUAAUUUAUAAGGCUUAUGCAAUGUUUCUGAUAUCUUCAUUAUAUAUAUUUCUACUUUCACAAUUUAUCAAUAUCAUAUUAAACGUCGGAAACUCUGAUGAAUUUACCGAUGCCUUAUACAUGAUGUUGACGAUACUUGUAGCAGGCUACAAACAGGCUUACAUGUGGAUAGACCGUAAGAAUGUUAUGAUAAUAAUAAAUGUUCUUACUGAAAAACCAUUUGCACCAUAUGAAACACACGAAGUAACAAUUCAAGAGAAAUUUGAGCAAAAGAUACAGAAUAAUACGCGGAGGUAUUUAACCAUCGUCAUGAUGUCAAUCACAUCGAUACUAACGAUGUCUGUAUCCACGGAUCUUAUGAAAAGAAAUUUAACAUAUAAGGCAUGGAUACCGUUUGACUACUCAUCUCCUGCUACAUAUUUUGUUGUAUAUACUCACCAACUAAUAGCCAUGUCAACUUCUGGUAUAGUAAAUGUUGCUGUCGAGAGUUUACUUUGCGGAUUUUUGCUACACAUCUGCUGUCAGUUUGAAAUUCUGGAAUAUCGAUUGACAAAACUCACGCAUGAUCAAAAUAGUCUGCGCGACUGUGUUUGCCACCACAACCAAAUCUUUGAAUACGCAUAUACAGUGAAUAAUAUGUUCGCAAAAAUAAUCGCUAUCCAGUUUGCUGUGAGUAUGUUGGUACUGUGUUCAAACUUAUAUCGAAUAGCUAUGGCGACCGACUACGUGAGCUUCAUUCCAUUGAUAAUGUAUACGAGUGCUAUAUUAGUACAGAUUUUCAUCUACUGCUGGUUUGGAAACGAAGUUAAAUUAAAAAGCCUUCAAUUGAUGAAUAGUAUUUAUCACAUAGAAUGGCCAGCGCUUAGUAAUAGCAAUAAGAAAGAUCUCCUACUAAUGAUGAGACGCGCUAUGACUCCCAUCGAAUUUACUAGCUCAUACAUAAUUACGAUGAAUAUCGAGUCGUUCGUAGCUUUGCUUAAGAUGUCAUAUUCAGUUUUCAAUUUGCUGCAUCAAACAAAUGAAUAGUGACAUAAUUAAUAAAAAGAAAUUAUUAUUCUUAUUGUUU
Messenger RNA from Vollenhovia emeryi, 2377 nucleotides. RefSeq lists its product as uncharacterized. The record is from RefSeq and is a predicted model, not a curated record. Gene Ontology annotation, cellular component: plasma membrane. Gene Ontology annotation, molecular function: olfactory receptor activity; odorant binding. NCBI's taxonomy places the organism in Eukaryota, Metazoa, Arthropoda, Insecta, Hymenoptera, Formicidae. Gene Ontology annotation, biological process: detection of chemical stimulus involved in sensory perception of smell; sensory perception of smell. The transcript is spliced from 11 exons. The coding region runs from base 49 to 2337 and encodes 762 amino acids.